CUAUAUCUUUCUUAGCGUAAUCUUGCUCUGGAAAUGUGCAACGUGUUAUAGCAAGGCAAUUAAGGGCUAAAGAUCUCAAUCAAUAGAGCUAGUUACAGUUGCUUCGAAUGGUUCCAGGCGAUGUGCAGCGAUUUUCCCCAGGGCACCUGCAGGCAGGACCCAUGUGGUCGUAAUGUCUCCUGUUAGGUGGGCGUCUUGUGGGGCGGGGACAUGACUUUACACCCCUGCCCCCCUCUCACCCCCCUCUGGUAUAUGAAGGGGACGUAUGGGUCCUGAAUAGUUGUAUCUGCUAUUUCACAGGUGAUGUUCCAAGCGACCUGGAUUGUGUAGUGUUCUGGAAGAUCGUAAAGGAAUUGCUUUUUGGUUGAUUACAAUUUGUGAUCUUCUUCGGCCGAGAACUGUUUUUAACUCUGAUCGUCAGUAUUUUCGGAGAGAAGGAGCAGAGAUUUGAGAGACGCUGAACAGGAAAAGUUAUUCCGUGGUAAUAGAUUAAAGAAAUACUUUCAAAAUGCCUCGUUCAUUCCUUGUGAAGAAAUACUUCACUAACAAGAAACCAAACUACAGUGAACUGGAAAGUCAAAAUGGUCCACUGUUUGCUGUAGUUCCUGAGAGGUAUCCACUAGCCGAGCUGCCCACAGAGAAUGGCUCAGUGGUGCCGGGCUACCCAGUAGGACUGGUGUGGGACAUGUCUGCACUGCCCCUGUCCUUCACCCCAGUGUCCCCAACCACCCCCUCCCCGAUAGCCCCCCUGGACCUCAGCUCCCCAUCCAGCAGCAGUAGCAGCAGCAGCAGCAGCGGGGACGAGGAUGAGGGACGCACGUCGGACCCCCCGAGCCCGGACCCCACGGAGCGUUUCCAGUGCGCCCACUGCGGCAAGAGCUGCAGCAGCCCAGCCGCACUAUCCCGGCACCAGUUGACCCACUGUGGGCGUACGGAGAUGGUCAUCGCCUCGUCCACCAUCACGACAGUGGCGGCGCCUUCAUCUGCCCGCUCCAGCUUCCACUGCAAACACUGCCCCAAGGAGUACACCAGCCUGGGCGCGCUCAAGAUGCACAUCCGGUCCCACACACUGCCCUGUGUGUGCACCACCUGUGGCAAGGCCUUCUCCAGGCCGUGGCUGCUGAGAGGCCACAUCCGCACACACACAGGUGAGCGUCCAUUCUCCUGUCCUCACUGUAACCGGGCUUUCGCGGACCGUUCCAACCUGCGGGCCCACCUGCAGACCCAUUCCGAGGUGAAGAAGUACCAGUGCGGCACCUGCUCUCGCACCUUCAGUCGCAUGUCCCUGCUGCACAAACACAGCGCCUCCGGCUGCUGCCCCUCCACCUAGAGGAGAAGAGCGUGAAAGAAACAGAGAGAAAGAGAGACGGAAAGACUACUGUUAAUCUGUUGCUCCCACACCACUGCUGGCAUGCUGUUGUUCAGCCCAUUUGACCUAGACAGACAGAGACACAGAGAGAGAGAGGAGGUGUUGGGUUGUACUGAAUAGUGGCAUAAGCGGUGGGUGUCAAGUGCCUUAACGAAACAGUGUGCACUAGUCCAGGUUUAUGCUGGAAACUCACCAGAGAUGCCAGUACAUGUACAUAAUCAUACGUGCACCAAGGGGGCUUUUGGGGAGGAUUUUUUGGAAUGGGGGGGGGGGCAUGAGAGGGUAGCUUGUACAAAAGGGGGGCAGCUGGGCAUGCAGUUUAUUCCCAGGAUGUCCCUCGGUGCCGGCUGGUCCGGGAUUGUGACGAUGCAGCUGCUGGAGAGAGAGAGAGAGUGUCUCUGUGUGUGUGUGUGUGUGUGUGUGUUGGUGGCGCAUGUAUGCAGAGUGGGGGUCAUCUCUCACCACGCUCCACACACUUCCAGGGACGUAUUGAGACAGCUGUCUCCCCGCUGUGGUGCAGUGGAGGCGGGGUGCUGACAGAUGCGUUAGCCCUGACCUCGUCCACAACCCCGUCCGUCGAGCCUCCUGUCCGACAUCACCUGCUGCUCGGCCCAGCGGCGGCGGGGCACUAGGAGGAUCUGGCGGCCAGAACAUCAAAUGUGCCCAACACACCCAUGGUACUUUUUUGUAAAGAAAGGACAGAAAGAGGCCAUAACAGAGAUUCAUUUGAUGUGGUUUCCCACACAGUUGGUUGAAGGGCUUCUUUUAAUAUUCCAACAAUGUUUCUUUACUUUUUUUUGUGCUGUUUUUGUGUCUGUAUGCACAACUCCUGGUGUUAAGGUGUGAGUGUCCACUUUAUACACUUUAAACUGGAACAUCUCUGCAGUAUGUUGUAGUAUUGGUUCUCAAACCAAAAAGGGGUGCCAUGACCCCAGUACUGUGUGUGUGUGUGUGUUUGCAACACUUCCAUGCUUGUCUUAAAAUGCUGUUUGUGUCUGUUUUGGAGAAUGUCGGACAGAGAGAGAGAGAGAUACUGUUAAUGGGACAAAUUAUAGCUCCUGCCGUCUCCUCUGUCCCUAUGUAAGCCAAAAUGUUAAGACACAGAGAUAGCCAAAACCGCUUGUGUAUGUGCUUUUUUUUUUUUUAAAAAAAGACUGUAAUUUAAACAUGGGAGUAACUAUGGAAACGCUGUGCAAUCUGUUUUGGCAAUCACAUUUUUGAUGAUAUAUAUUUCUACACUUUUGUACGAACGACCUGCGGGCUUUCAAUAAAAUAAUUUAUGUUUGAUAAAAAAAA
Clupea harengus (Atlantic herring) is the source of this 2665-nucleotide messenger RNA. It is a transcript of the gene snai1b, whose product is annotated as snail family zinc finger 1b. Gene Ontology annotation, biological process: regulation of DNA-templated transcription. Gene Ontology annotation, molecular function: RNA polymerase II cis-regulatory region sequence-specific DNA binding; DNA-binding transcription factor activity, RNA polymerase II-specific. Lineage: Eukaryota; Metazoa; Chordata; Actinopteri; Clupeiformes; Clupeidae. The record is from RefSeq and is a predicted model, not a curated record.